Engraulis encrasicolus (European anchovy) is the source of this 2516-nucleotide messenger RNA. It is a transcript of the gene pdzd11, whose product is annotated as PDZ domain containing 11. Gene Ontology annotation, molecular function: protein binding. The transcript has 5 exons. Gene Ontology annotation, cellular component: cell-cell junction; basolateral plasma membrane; synapse. Lineage: Eukaryota; Metazoa; Chordata; Actinopteri; Clupeiformes; Engraulidae. Gene Ontology annotation, biological process: neurotransmitter secretion; maintenance of epithelial cell apical/basal polarity; protein localization to basolateral plasma membrane. The record is from RefSeq and is a predicted model, not a curated record. Bases 241 to 705 code for a protein of 154 amino acids.
CCGUAUUCAGUUGAUCAAGCGAAAAUUGUAUCCGUUUUCUCGCGAGACACUGUUCAAACACUGGGAGCAACUUCCUCUCCCAUCAACACAAACAGUAGGCUACUGGAUACAUUUCUGAAUCUGUUACAUUUAUUGGAUUGAUGGCUACAUUGUUAUGUUUCCAUGCAGCAUGUUACCGCUUGUUAUGUAAUACAAUAUCACUGUGUGCACUGGAACACUGGAGGUGAAAAUAAGUAAGAAAUGUCCGUUGUAACAGGUGUAAUAUCCUCAAAGGAUAUGGACCCCAAAAUACCAUACGACGACUAUCAGCUGCCUGUGGUAUUUCUCCCCUCGUACGAGAAUCCACCGGCAUGGAUAGCUCCACAAGAGCGAGUCCACCACCCAGAUUACAACAACGAACUUACUCAAUUUCUUCCUCGCACCAUCGUCCUGAAAAAACCUCCCGGGGCGCAGCUGGGCUUCAACAUUCGCGGGGGCAAAGCUUCUCAACUGGGCAUCUUCAUUUCUAAGGUGGUCCCAGACUCUGAUGCGCACCGCGCAGGACUUCAGGAAGGUGACCAGGUGCUGUCAGUCAAUGAUGUUGACUUCCAAGACAUCGAACACUCCAGGGCUGUUGAGAUACUGAAGACGGCUAGAGAGAUUCUGAUGAGGGUCAGAUUCUUCCCCUACAACUACCAGAGACAGAAGGAGAGAACUGUCCACUAGGUGGCGUGAGAACACCACUUAUAUUUAAAUGCCGCAGUCAACUAGGUGGGGACCGUACCAAGAGGAUCACGUCAUCAUCCCCAUCCUCUCCUUCCUCUGGACACCCUAGCAGCAGAUAUACCAUCUCUCCACACAUGGUUGACUGGACUUGCAUUUCUACUUUACUUAAACCCCAACAAUAUGGUCCUUCCUAUGUGUCAGAAAACUUGAAAUAUUCACUGACUAAGCAGCCUAUCCCAUCCUUCCCCAAUUCAGGGUGUGUGUGAGCGUGUGUGUGAGCGUGUGUGUGUAAGUGCGUGUUUAGUUGUUCAAAGACAGAUUUAUUAGAGGUGCGUGUCCUUUAUAUUUCCAUAUUGACCAAGAUACGAAGAUAGACAACGUUAGGUAGUCUAGACACUACUAAGAAAGGGAUCAUAAUCUUUUGCAUCAAUCAUGUAAUCAAGAUGCAGUUGGUUCUGUAGUUGCUCAUCAUGAACAAAUAAUCGGAUUAUCCAGAGGCCUUGUUUUUAUCAUGCAGUGGACAAUGCUAAACCUAUUGUUUUUUUUCCUUCAAAAGCAUGUCUAGGUCAACUACUGUAGAAUAGUGUCUGCAGUAGGCAUACUUGUUCAUUGCAAUGCAUGCACUGUAGUGAAAUUUGAACAUUUUGUUGCCAUUAAUAUACUGUAUAUUGACGUCCUUACCUGAUUUAAGAAACUUAGCUAGAGUAACAAAUUGUAUUGCCAACUAAAUGAAUACUGUUGACUAACAUAUAUGAAAAAAGUAGCCAUCCCAUGUCCAGACAGUAAGCUUCCUGCCACAGUGCUGUUUAAGCCAAUUCACUGAGCCACAUUUUGGACAGAAGGCGGAGCGUCUUCAGUUGCAUGAAACGUAAUUUAUUUUGACUCCUGUGAUAAGACCCCAGGCACAAGGAAUAAAUGGCAGGACAUUUAAUUUCUCUAGCUGGUUCUUCUCAUCUCGGCUGAGAACUAUAAUAGCAAGAGGUGAUCCUUGAUAACAGAUAAACUGCAGGGUAUUGUUGGGCAAGACUGCAGUUUUUCUUGUCCAAAUAUUGCAUUUUGCAUUAAAGUGCAGUGUGUGUUGUUUCCUAAAUACUGACCUUACUGGACUUCUGUAGUACAGUAAAAACUGAAGUUCAAUGUCAGACUUUCUUAACUUUCUUAAGGGGUAUAAUGAAAUUGAGUGACAUUUGCCAACUUUUAGUGACAUUUAUGUUUUGUGUUUUGUUUUUUGUUUUUUUGUUUUUUUUUUACGAUUGAUGUGCAUCAUUUUUUACUUUUGUGAAGCCUCAUCAAUUCAUACUGUAUCGGUUAACACUUCAGAUUUGAUGACAAGUACAGUAGCAGUUGAUGUCAAACAUUAAGAACAUUCAUGUGCUAUUAUGUGGAAUUCUGGCAAAACUUGUACUGCAAUCAGAUGGUUAAUAUUGCAAAGGGAAAAUUUGUUUUGGCAAUAUUAGUUUCAAUGUAUUUGUUUAGGGGGAUAGCCCCUCGAGAUAAGAUCUCGUUUUCGAGGGGGUAGAGAAAAGUGUUUUCCCCUAGGGGCAAAUAAAUUAAUAUAUAAACAGAAUUUGUUAGCUGAAAACUAAAUUUUUAAAUGUAAGCAUUGCAUUCUAACUGUGUUCAAUGUUGACGUCUAACAUGUUACCCACCACAUGUGGCUUAAUUUAUGAUUGCUUGCCAUCUGUUGCAUAUAGCAGCAUUACUUGUAGUUUAAAAUCAAGAUUUGUAUGCAUUGAAAGUGUAUUUAUAAUGAAUCAUGUUGUGAACAAUAUGGAGGGUGGAUUUGAAAUAAACGACACGCUUUUAUGUCA